AACGCCCAAGUUGGGCCGUCGUCUCUCUAUAUAUCUGAAGAUUAAUGCAUCGAACUCUCAAGCUCAACACGAUUCUUACGCAAGAAAGCAUAAACCAUACCUUGAGAAGCCGCCCGCAAAUGGCAAUGGCUACCAACAUUUGUGCCAGAAUCCCCGCAUCCCUCCUUGCCCGAUCUCUCUCCACCUCCUCCUCCCUCACCGAGAAGCUCCCGGAGGCUCCGUCGAACCCGGUCAUCGACCUCUCCGACACCCAGCGCCUCUUCGCCUCCGUCCCCACCGCCUCCCUCCUCCACUCCCUCGCUAACCUAUCCGCCAUGGCCGCCGGCUCCCUUGUCGACGUGGGCGUCGCGGUUCUGCGAGCCGCCUUGGCGUCGGAGGGGAAGCUCCUCCGGGCCGCCGCCAUCGGGGCCGCAAGGGCGACGGUGCACCGCCACUUCUGCGCCGGCGAGGGGUUCGAGGACGCGGGCCGCACCGUCACGGGGAUGUGGGAGGAGCAGCGGCUGCGCUCGAUCCUGGACUACGGUAUGGAGGACGCCGAGGACGGCGCAGCCUGCGCCCGCAACCUUGCCGGCUUCCUGCGGACGGUCGAGAUGGCGUCGUCGCUCCCGCCCUCCUCCGCAAGUGUAUGCGUAAAGAUCACAGCAAUUUGCCCCAUCUCGUUGCUGGAGAGAGUCAGUGAUCUGCUAAGGUGGGAGCUACAAGACCCUACUCUGCAACUUCCGUGGAAGACCAAUUCGAUUCCUGUUCUCUGCGACUCCAGCCCCCUUUACCUCACACGUUCAGCGCCAGAUCCUCUAACUGAGAUGGAAGAGUGCGACCUCCAAUUGGCCUCGCAGAGGCUGUCCAAGAUCUGCGAACGAUGCACAGAAGCCAACAUCCCGCUGCUGAUCGACGCAGAGUACACCUCGGUGCAGCCCGCGAUUGAUUACUUCACGUAUGCAGCAGCGGUACGAUUCAAUCAUGGCGACCACCCUAUCGUCUUCGGAACUAUCCAGGCUUACCUGAGGGACUCCAAGGAGAGGAUGGUGAACGCCGUCCGAGCUGCGGAGCGAGAGGGGGUUUCUUUGGGGAUCAAGCUAGUGAGAGGGGCUUAUAUGACAAGAGAGACCAAGUUGGCAUCAUCCUUGGGCGCGCCGUCGCCUGUUCAUCCGAGCAUCCAAGAAACGCACGAUUGCUUUAAUAGUUGUUCUUCCUUCAUGCUCGAAAAGGUCAGCAGGAGAUCCGGUGCAGUCGUCCUUGCCACCCACAAUGUUCAAUCCGGACAACUUGCUGCAAAAAAGGCAAUGGAAUUGGGAAUUGGAAGGGAUGACCACAAACUGCAGUUUGCGCAGCUCAUGGGAAUGGCAGAUGGGCUCACACAUGGACUCAGGAAUGCUGGUUUCCAAGUGAGCAAGUACGUGCCAUUUGGGCCAGUGGAGCAGGUCAUGCCUUACCUCCUCAGGAGAGCCGAAGAGAACCGAGGACUCCUUUGCACCUCCACAGUCGACAGACAGCUCAAAAGGUUUAUGAUCUCAAGUCAUUGCACAACCUUAUCGCAUUUACUUUGUCCAGCUUCAAGCUUGUAAAACAUCACAUUGCCAUGUUUUCUCCAGGAAGGAGAUGUUCAGAAGACUUGCUACUGCAGUUGCUUGGAGGACUUAAUAUCUCACUCAAAUCAACAUUCUCAGAGUUCAAACAGUAUAAUUUUACUAUAUUUAACUCACAUUGCUAAAUGAAGCCGGUCAAUACUAUAUUUCGCAAGAUUUUGCUAGAUGAGAUCUUGGGUUGAUGACAAUAUUUCUCCUCACCUUGUUCUCAAUUCAAUCUUAGUUACUAAUUCGUUACAUGAUAUAUAUUUACCUUCUUAUAGGUGACUGUAGGGAGCUUCAUAUAUGCCGGAUCAAAGUCAAAAGCCAGCAACCUGUACAAGUGUAGAAUCUGAACCUGAGGCUGGAGAUAAACCAAAGUACCCCACACAGUACACUUUCCAGUCAAAACCUUGACCCGUCCUCGGUCAUCAGCGGUUGACCUUCAAAGUUGGAUCCAAGGAACGCUAAUGUCGACGUUGACUUUACGCGAGGGUUGCUCUUAAUCGUUACGAGCCAGAAUGGUGGUGUUCAUAUGGGUCAUCAAGUAGCAACGCUCCAUGAAGCCUGCAGAAUUGGCCAUUAAAUCUCAGAGCUUUCGGUAACUAACACGCUGCGACCAACAGAUCGACUUCACUGCUGUCCUAAAAGAAUCUGGAGCUGCUUGUAUCUGUUUAAGCUUGCAGUGAUACUGCUGCAACUUGUAAUUGAUGAUGGCAUUGUGCUGUUGUUGUGGUGAACGAGAGCUUCCAGCUUCAUGUUGCUACUUGGCCUGAUGGUGCUUUUCCUUGCAUACGUUGGCUUUUAGAACUGGAUUGGAUGAGCCUUUGGAAAUGUACAACUCAGUUAAUUUGCAUGGCCGGCAAACGUUUAAGUCGCAUCGUCUGAGAAAGAUCAAACUGUUCAUGUUGAUUCGAGUUAUCAACAGGCUUGAAUUGCCAACGAGUAGUGGCAGUGUUGCGUUCAUAAUAAAUUAUCUGAUUUCAUGCUUAAAUAAUAGAAUUUGAUACGUAGAACAGAAUCUGGUCAAACCGUGGACCAGAAAAGUCGGCGUU
This is a messenger RNA of Musa acuminata AAA Group (dessert banana), 2620 nucleotides long. RefSeq names its product proline dehydrogenase 2, mitochondrial. The transcript is spliced from 3 exons. Lineage: Eukaryota; Viridiplantae; Streptophyta; Magnoliopsida; Zingiberales; Musaceae. Gene Ontology annotation, cellular component: mitochondrion. Gene Ontology annotation, molecular function: FAD binding; proline dehydrogenase activity. The coding region runs from base 45 to 1565 and encodes 506 amino acids. The record is from RefSeq and is a predicted model, not a curated record.